AUGGACGUCAUUUUAGACUUCGCAGCUGACCUAACCGGUCGACUCGCUAUCGAUCAAAAGAAGCGACAUCUAGGUUUAGACGUCAAAUCUGUGGCUCAACUGGAUCAGCAACUGAAUGAUUUCACUUUACCGAUAGCGAGUCCUUCGUCCUCGACUAGGCGCCAGUUUGACCAAGAAGGAACAAAGCUAUGGAAUACUUGCAUACAGCUCAUGACUGUCUAUAGAGACAGAAAAGAAGAAGUUGCCCUUGUGUGCAAAGUGAAGGCAUUCGCUUACGCGAUGUUGGAUUAUGCCGCACCAUAUCGAGGCAGGGGAAGCAACAGGACUUUAGAGACAGCAUUUAGCAUAGCAUCGACAUGCAUAGAGAAUGGUUGUCUCGACCUAAGCCAGAGGAUCAUUGAAACUGCAGCUGUGCGGUUAGAUAGACUUGAGAAGUACGAAAGUGACAUUGAGGGCUCAAAGCUUCAACAGUAUACCAUAGAGUACUACAUGCUUCGUGUCUACUUGGCAUGGCUGCAGGGGAGACUCGACAUAGCAGAGCACUUGUUCUCAAAGAUACCCGUAUCAGACAAUGGCAGGGGUCAAGAUUGUGUCAUGGACAUAUGCUAUAAGAUCGGUAGCUGUGCGCUUUCACACAAGCAGUAUGAUGACUCUGUGAAGUGGUUAGAAAGGGCUUUGAGAGCAUUUCGUGCCGGUCUUCGUCUUGAUACCAAAGAGUCCAAUGGCUUUCUUGCUAAAGCCAUGGAUGCACUGAAAACUCAUUACGGUGGGAUGUUCCCAGUUCAGGUCAUCCAACUUGAGCUACUGAGCAAGGAAGAAGUAGAUGAGAAUGUCUUUUCGCAAGGUCACUGA
Aspergillus piperis CBS 112811 is the source of this 852-nucleotide messenger RNA. RefSeq lists its product as uncharacterized. Gene Ontology annotation, molecular function: protein binding. The coding region runs from base 1 to 852 and encodes 283 amino acids. Lineage: Eukaryota; Fungi; Ascomycota; Eurotiomycetes; Eurotiales; Aspergillaceae. The transcript is spliced from 8 exons. The record is from RefSeq and is a predicted model, not a curated record. Gene Ontology annotation, biological process: meiotic cell cycle; regulation of synaptonemal complex assembly.